Messenger RNA from Trypanosoma rangeli, 1329 nucleotides. RefSeq lists its product as uncharacterized. The record is from RefSeq and is a predicted model, not a curated record. Gene Ontology annotation, molecular function: protein binding. The transcript has a single exon. Lineage: Eukaryota; Euglenozoa; Kinetoplastea; Trypanosomatida; Trypanosomatidae. Bases 1 to 1329 code for a protein of 442 amino acids.
AUGCAUUUCGGAGCGGCAGAGGAGGAUGUGGAGGAGCUGCAGGACGCUUUCCUUGACCUUGAUGACCCCGACAACGAGAUUCUCGACGAGAGCAAGAUGGCUGAAAUUGGAGACGACGACGGCGAGCUGCAGGAGGAUGAAGAAGAAGCGCAACGCUGUGGGGCCUUUGAUUCCGCUGACGCCGGGGAACACGACACGGCUGAUGAAGUAGAGGGUGCAGAGGAUCUCAACGCUAUUCCGGACCGUGAGCCGGAGCGCGAUGACGCCCUCUGCGUGUUCCGUGGACGUGACGGGCGUCCGCUGCAUGCCAUUGUUGUACAUCCACACGAUGCCCACAUUUUUGCGGCGAGUGGGGAGAGUGACGAGGUGUACAUUCUGCGGCUCGCAGCGGAUGGGCAUACUAUAGAAACAAGGGCGGUGUUGCAGGGCCAUAGCGACACUGUCAGCCUUUUGGCCUUCUCACCGGAUGGGACUUGCCUUGCAAGCAGUGGUCUUGACUCCGUGGUGGCGCUCUGGUCCACGUCGACGUGGGAGCUGCAGCACUGCCUCCGUGACCUCAGUGGCGAGAUCCUGACACUGCUGUGGCACCCAUCCAGUCUUGUGCUGCUCGCUGGCGGGGAGGACGCGCAGGCGGCAAUGUGGAAUGUUGCAAAGGGGACGCUCGCCAUGUACUUCGCUGGCCACAGCGGCCCUGUGACGUGCAUGGCGUGGUCGCCAGAUCACAAGAAGGUUCUGACAGGCAGCGGUGACGGCAGCGUCAUUGUGUUUAGCCCCAAGACCGGGGAGCAGGAGGCGUACAUUACUAAAGGCCUCAGCCCUCACAGGGCGCCUGUUACAGCGCUCUGCCUUCUCGGCGACGAUGACCGCUGCGUUGUUGGCUGUGAGGAUGGCACGAUGCAUAUCAUCUCGCUGCGCAGUGGGCGAGCUGUCACCUCGAUGCAAGAGACACACAGUCAAGCGAUUGAAAGCCUUUGUAUCAGUCACAGUAAUGCGGCUGAACACGUUGCUUCGCCGCCACUGCUGCUUUCUGCAUCAUGUGACUGCUCGAUAGCCGUUUGGAAUACCGCAGACCUUACGCUCCGAGUGGUGCUUCGCGUUGGCGAGAGCAUCAUUCCUGCAGUGUGGGCGUGUUGCCACUUUAUCGUUGCCGGCUGCAGCGAUGGGGAGGUUAAAGUGUGGGACGGACGUUCACUGGAGCAGCAACCACUCGUACGCCUCAUGGGGCACCGCCGUAUGGUUCUCAGCCUCAUUGUUAUUGAAGACGCUGGCAUGGUUGCCACGGCAAGUGACGAUGGAACAGUCCGUUUUUUUGCGUCUCAGUUCCACUAG